This is a messenger RNA of Mucor mucedo, 5208 nucleotides long. RefSeq lists its product as uncharacterized. Lineage: Eukaryota; Fungi; Mucoromycota; Mucoromycetes; Mucorales; Mucoraceae. Gene Ontology annotation, cellular component: phagophore assembly site; extrinsic component of membrane. Gene Ontology annotation, biological process: piecemeal microautophagy of the nucleus; reticulophagy; autophagosome assembly. Bases 1 to 5208 code for a protein of 1735 amino acids. The record is from RefSeq and is a predicted model, not a curated record. The transcript is spliced from 7 exons. Gene Ontology annotation, molecular function: phosphatidylinositol-3-phosphate binding.
AUGAAAGCUUGGGAAUACUUGUCUGGCUGGACGAACUUUUCUUUGCCAAAUAAUAUACAAAAACGGCUAUACAAGUUUUUAUUAAGAAAAGCCAUUGGCCAGUUUCUUCAGAACGAGCUUGACCUCGAAAACUUUGACAUUGGACUCAUGAAUGGGUCAGUGGAAUUAAGAGAUUUAGACUUGAACUUACAGACUUUAAACAAGCUUUUAAAUGAUACUCCGUUUAUACUUGAAGAGGGAAAAGUGGCUUGCAUCAAUGCUACCAUUCCUUGGACAACCCUUUGGAGUGGCGAUAUUUCAUUAAAGAUCCAAGGUUUACAUUUAGCACUAAGGCCCAUCAAGAAUAAGCCUAAAAUGGAUGAGAUUGAAGGAGAGCAAACCCAAGAAUUACAUGAAUCCAUCCAAAAAUCCUUUCAUACGGAUUUACAAGAUGCGGAUAUGGAGGGACUUCAGGUCUUGACCAAAGUCAUUGAUAAGAUGCUAGCCAAAAUAAAGAUAGAUAUUGUGGAUACUCUGAUACGUAUCCGUCAUCAAUCAGCUGUUCCCUUGGUACCCGCUGAUAGUCCUCUAGAAAGAGAGUAUCAUCUUGAUAUUUGUAUUCCUCGCUUGUCUUAUUAUGAUGAAACACCCGAAUUUAAUAGCCCAACAACAACUACAGCCGAACAACACCAUAUGGCAGAAAGUUCCAUCUUGUUACCUCCCACCAACAACGAAACCAUUAAAUUUAUUACCUUGACUUCACCAGAGAUCUGGCUUCAUUAUUCUCCUUCCAUAUAUACAUUACAGACCCAAAGCGAAACGACCCUUGGAGAAGAAUACGAUGAUGAAGAUGAUGACGAACUGAACCAGACCGAAUUCUUUGAUACCGAGGCAGAUUCAAUUUAUGGUUAUCAAGAGAUGAGUGGAUCUAUUACACCCAAGGGAUACCCAUCACCACCUUAUAAAGCGCUUUUAUUCACCACCAUGAAUAAACGAACUCAUUUACGCAUGAAACUUCGUCCUUCAUUAGAUGAUACCUCUUUACUACCCAUUAAACAAGUUGAUUUCUUAGUCACACAUAUGCGUGCCACCCUAACUCCGUUACAGGUAGCUUUUUUUAUCGAUUUGUUAGAUACCAUGUCCUUGGACGGACAACCUGCUCGCCCACAGAACACCGCCAACCCCACCACCGAUCCUUUACUGGAUGAUCUUGAUGCUUAUACAACCUAUACCCCACCCACUUUACUAGACCUUUCUCACCCUGAACGAAAAAUCAAAAUUAUCCUGUCUCUAAUCGAACUCUACAUUUUGGCGGACGAUGACCAUGUCCGUGAUUGGAAAGUUCCCUACAAGGAUCGAUCCCAUAUUAAAUUUGCCAUGGAGGGAACCAAUGUACGAAUCCAGCAAUUUCCACAGGGGAAUGCUACAUUGGACACAAAGAUUCUAAAUAUUGUGCUGGAUGAAUGGAUUAAGCGACCCAAAGAGAAACCUGCUUCAUCAUCGGGUAAGACAGAAACUCAGUAUGAGGUAUAUACCCCGAUUCUUCAAUUCGAUAACAGGAUCAAGUAUUAUUAUCGUGAUGACGAUUUAUUUCCCAGCUAUGAUCCUAGACAGCCGAUCCAUGAGGAGCAACAUGGUGAAGUAGUGCGUAUCAAAAUCGAAAGAAAGCAACCUCAUGAAAAGAAUGGUAACGAACGAAGGCCAUCUGUGUUUGACGAUUUUAAAACACAAGGAGUGCAACGGAAAGUACGUGUGCGGUGCGCAUUCAUUCGAAUCUUACUCUUCGUACCCGAUAUGAGCCAAAGCAGCACACGAGAGGAAUUUAACGAUACCUUCCAUGCGAGUCAAUUAAGUAUUGAUGUUAAGAAACUAGUGGCCCAUUAUUCUAAUAGCACCACCGAUGCACCUCCUUUGGGCCAACAGCAGCAUGAGAAUAAAAUGAGACCCACAAAAAUUCAUUUGGACCUGAAUUAUGUCAAUGUGUUUAUGCAGCAAGGAAAUACGGCAGAGACCUGGUUUACAGCAAAGACGGGACAAGGUAAAAAACUCUUCUCGGAGGGCGCGCUUUGUCCCACCAUUGAAAUCAUCAUCAUGCAAAACGAUAGUAUCCAUCCAACCGCAGGAUCUGCUCGAAGGUCCACUUAUUUUGGCGCUGGAUCGGACAUACCCAGUAAUUUGUUUCAUUUCUUGAAUCGAAAUGAGAAUUUUGAUGGAGAACAGAAAUUACAUAUACCCAUGGAAGAUCAAUCCGAGUCUGCCAUGAUAUUCAAGCAGAGUACCAUGGAAACUUCAAUGUUUGUGAUAAACUGUCAUUUACCUCAAACCAACAUGAACUUGACAAAGUCAAUAUGGGAUAAAGUCCAACUCAUCCAAAACGACCUUUUGUUAUGGCAACCCAAGUUUUUGUUACAACAACAACAACAACAUCAUAUGGACGACCUCUCUUCUUCGAUGCAUUCCUCCUCCAUCAUGAUCCAUCAACAACCCAUCAAACAGAAAACGCUGGCUUCCAUUCAAGCAGUGAUGAGCAACGGUGUAUGGGAUAUUCAUACCUCCGAUAUCGAUCAUUAUCGUUUCCAAUUUUCGGAAUUUCGUUAUUUUGCCGCCAUCAAACAUUUAGGAAUGAAUGAGAAUAUGACGACGCUUGAUAUUGAAGAAUUAUCUCUGACAGAUAUAUCAGACCCUAAACAACCCAUUCCAUUAAUUUAUAAAACAUUACCAAAGACAAUCCAUCCAAAGAAGGAAUCAUCCAUGCUUUCAUUGUUUUCCAAACUGACAUCGUACCCUGACGUUAACCGUAUCGAAAAAGAAACCAGCAUUGUUGCCUGUAACCUAUGUUGGAAAGCCACGCCCGAUAUUGACUUUAUCAAUCACAUUCUGGAUUUUCAAAAGGUGCCGCAGGAGAUGGUCUUUAUUGACCCUCCUACACAGUAUAUUAAAAUCUUUGCGCAUAUCUUGGAAACCUCCAUCGAUUACGAUCUUGCCAAAAGUCCCUCCCGCGUUAUUCUCAUCUUGGACGGUGUACAGGUCAUCACAAAUGUUUUGGCAGGUCAGCCUUUUAUCGAUAUCAAGACCUGUGUUCAGACCGUUGAAUUAUGCAUGAUGGAUGACACCAAGGACCUCGUCAAGAGUGAACGUUUGAUUGGUAAAACGUGUGAUGCGCGUAAAUACUGGUCCACCUUGGGAUUUGCAAACUUGUUGACUUUACUCAAUAUCGAAGUCUUUGUCAAAUUAAAACUGGAUGAACAUGCCGUGGGUCCCACCACAGAGAUCGAAUUACUCAGCUCAGAUAUCGGCAUGGAUUCAAGCACGGAUUCGUUUCAAUCUUUGCUAAAUCUAGUGACCUUUUGCGCAAACCACGGCGAUGAAGACAUUCGUGACGAUAGCUCCUCACCACCACCACCAGCAACAGCAGCUGCUGCUGCUGCAAAAAAGACUCCUUAUCGUCCUCACCAAACCAGACCGGGGAGUGAUUUGUUAGCCAGUCUGGAUGAAAAUGCAUUUCGGACAUCUCCUACAUGUAGCAAUAUAUCGCCACCUACCUUGAUUGAGGCACCUGAGAUGGAGGAAUUCAGCUACGUUGAAGAGUUUUAUAAGAGCGGUGGAGAACAAUCUUCUUCCAUCCUGAUUCAACCUUCGCGGCCUCCAACCAAGCCUCGUCGAAAACAACAUCGUAUACGCACGGCCGAAGAUAUCAUUCGUGUCUUGGUUUCUCCUGACCUAUCUGAAGAGGUAGAUCCCUUUCAAAUAGUGGAAGAUUAUUUUGGCAUUGAGAAAAAAGUCCAUGAACCCAAAUCCGCCGUAGAUAUCAACCAAGCCGUUUUAUCACUUCGUGUAUCCAAUGUGAAUUUCUGCUGGAAAUUAUACGACGGGUAUACAUGGGAAUACGUACGAUUAGAAAUGGCAAGCAAACAACAACAAGAUGGCUUUGGACAAGAAGAUAAAAAGACAAGGGAUGACGCCCAUAUGGAGAUCAAAUUGGAUUCCAUCUCACUUGAGUUUGACCUCUUGCCUCCCUUACAACCCGGCACAGCACUUUAUUUUCAUGGCUCGAUCAAAGAAAUUGAAAUCAUUGACAAUAUUAAGACUUCCAACUGGAAAAAGUUUUUAGGCUACAUGCGUCCACCUACCAAAGACGAACCCAGAGAAUUAGAUGCCUGUAUGCUGGAUAUCGAAUUCAUUAGCCUCAGACCCGUACUCGAUGACCCGCAAGAAGAGUUUCGCUUAAAAGUCAAAACGUUACCCUUGCGUCUUUACGUCGAUCACGAUGCAUUGAAUUUUCUGGUGAAAUAUUUCACCUUUGAUAAAUCUUUACUUUUAUCCACCGUUGCUGCCAAUGACGCCAUUGCACGUAACAACAAGGUCUUUAGCGAAAAAGAAGAGACAGGCAUGUUUUUUCAAUACGUAGAUAUUCAUCCCAUGACUCUUAAAGUUGAUUAUAAACCAAAGUACAUUAAUUAUGGCAAUAUCAAGGAAGGUCAAUACGCUGAACUUGUGAAUCUAUUCCAUCUGGAUGGAGCUGAAAUGUCACUUAGUCAUGUCAAAUUGACCGGUAUCAAGGGUAUGGAUGGAUUAUUAGAUCGUUUGGGUCAAGAAUGGUUACCACAUAUAAAAAACACUCAAGUCACGAAUAUGGUAUCGGGUGUCUCUCCUAUUCGAUCCAUUGUGAAUUUAAGUAACGGAGUAGCAGAUCUUGUCCUGUUACCCAUUCGACAGUAUCGAAAAGACGGUCGAUUGAUCAAAGGUUUACAACGCGGUACAUCUUCAUUUGCAAGAGCUACAGCCAUUGAAGCCAUUAAACUGAGCUCAAGAGUGGCUACGGGUACACAAGUGAUAUUGGAGCAUGCCGAUGGAUUCUUUGCUUCUCCUUCCACCACGGGUUUCACGGAUGAAGAAGAAAGGAAUUCAAUGGCGGUGGAUCAACAUUUUGUGUUUACAGAUAUUUAUGGUGUGGAUGUACCAACAGAGGAUACAUCUGUUGUGGAAGACACUGAGCUUGGCUUGACUGCAGAUACGAUCUUUGCUGUGCCUGUGGAAGAUGACCCAAAGAAAAAGAAUGCGUCGUCGGUGAUUCGAGCUGUGCCUGUGGCGGUGCUUAAACCCAUGAUUGGUUUGACGGGUGCUUUUCAAAGUAUUUUAACUGGUUUAAGAAACUCUAUCGAUCCUGUCAUGCGACUCCAAAGUGAGGAUGUAAGUAGUCUCUUUUUUAAUUGUUCUUCAUUUUGCUAA